CUCCCUCAUGAUGGAUGACACAGUUGUCACUAUAGAGCCGAGGAUCAACGUGGGCUCCCGUUUCCAGGCAGAGAUCCCCCCCCUCCGUAACCUGCUGCUGAUGCUGUAUGAGGACCACCCCGCCCAGCUCCUCUGGACCCCCUGGGGGGACAUCGGCAGCAACCCCAGAACUCAACAGCGCGUGACAGAGCUGCUGGAUGUGUGCAGUUCCAGUGCUCUGCCAGGAGGGGGCACCAACACAGAGCUGGCUCUGCACUGUCUGCACGAGGUUCAGGGAGACGUCCUGGCUGCUCUUGAUUUGCUGUUAAUCCGGGGAGAUUACACAUCAUCACACAUCAUGAAGGACUACCACUACACAGGGUCAGACCACUGGAGUGCCCGGGAGAAGAGGCUGUUCCGCAGGGCUCUGGUCACCCACAACAAAGACUUCCAGCUCAUUCACAGUGUGCUACCGGGCAAGUCUGUGGCACAGUGCGUGGAGUACUACUAUGCCAUGAAGAAGCUGAAGAAAUUUAAAGUGUGCACUCGAGGGUCCGAGGGCAAAGAGGAAGUCAGCGCAAACACGUCCCCGCGUGGACCCGAGGAAUCUCUUUUGGGAAGAGUGGGCACCAGGAGGGCCCUGGUGAGAUACAGAGGUGCCCCGCUGAUCCCAAACACCCCAACAGCCCCUUUGGAGUACCCCUGUGGGGAGUGUGACCGGAGCUUCGAGAAGGUCAAGAGUCGCAGUGCUCACAUGAAGACCCACCGGCAGCAGGAGAGGGACUGCCCCGCUCACGAGAUCAGUUGCUUGGGGGCAGAGUGCCAGCCGGAAGAGGUGGGGCUAAGAUCAGGUUCAGAGGUUAGGUGGAGGCCGUUUCAUUUUUGACGUAUAUCCUAUUAUUCUGUUUAGGCUGGUGGUCCUUUCGGUUGGCUGCUCUGUUUCUGAACAAUUUCCCAUAGCCUAUACGUAAAUGCAUAAAUACAGUUCCGAAUGUCAUUAUGCCAUCAGUAAUUUGAACAACCAAAUGAGCAAAUCUAGUAAAGUGAUUUUAAUAGUUUUCACUGCUGUAGGGUUGUAUCACACCAGAAGGCAAAUUAUAAACUUGGAUUCUUAACCCUUAGUUUUAAAUUUGGAAUACUGUCAGAACAUACAGCCUUCCGCAUAAAUACAAUCUUUCCAAGCUACUCUGCCUCUAAAAAUGAAAGCAACGCAAAUCCACAACCGGAAGGCACAGUAGCACCUGGAUACCUACAUAUCCAAAUUAAUCUGUCAGUUCCAGAUAUUCCUGUUCCAUGAGUUGAGAUAUAGCACAUUACUGUUUCUGAACACCGCCCUUCCCCCAAUCCCCUCCAGUUUACACUCCUGUUGUUUGAAAUCUAGUGUGUUCAAAUCGUUGGAUGUUCAAGAUCAAGUUUAACCAAGGUUGAGUAAAUUUGGUAUUCGUGUUCAUUGGUUGAAUGUACAAUCUUUUUAAUCCCCACAUUUUGUACCUACACAGUUCAUGAUGGGGCACAUGCAGCAAUUUGUACAUGUUAAAAAUAUUUAGUAAUGCAACAUUUAGUAAUUAUUUGUAAAGUCUUAAGUGCAAAAUACCUGUAAGAAGACAUUGAUGAUGAGUGUUGGAUUUUAUGUACUUGUUAUGCUUUGCAGAUCUUUGAAAAUAAAUGAAUGUUGUUUGAUUAUAGCA
Messenger RNA from Conger conger (European conger), 1667 nucleotides. It is a transcript of the gene znf541, whose product is annotated as zinc finger protein 541. The transcript has 8 exons. The record is from RefSeq and is a predicted model, not a curated record. Gene Ontology annotation, molecular function: transcription corepressor activity. NCBI's taxonomy places the organism in Eukaryota, Metazoa, Chordata, Actinopteri, Anguilliformes, Congridae. Bases 8 to 865 code for a protein of 285 amino acids. Gene Ontology annotation, cellular component: histone deacetylase complex; transcription regulator complex. Gene Ontology annotation, biological process: negative regulation of DNA-templated transcription; regulation of transcription by RNA polymerase II.